Messenger RNA from Exophiala oligosperma, 2675 nucleotides. RefSeq lists its product as uncharacterized. The record is from RefSeq and is a predicted model, not a curated record. The coding region runs from base 44 to 2380 and encodes 778 amino acids. The transcript has 3 exons. NCBI's taxonomy places the organism in Eukaryota, Fungi, Ascomycota, Eurotiomycetes, Chaetothyriales, Herpotrichiellaceae.
CCUCAACCCAUUGUUAUUCACUUCACCUACAGGCCUAUUGAGAAUGGAUUUUCACAAAACCGGUCAGCCAUCAAGGCUGAAUGGCAUCAAUGGACUUUAUUCAUGCUAUUGUUCAUCUAGUUUUUCUUCAGCUCAAAAUACCUCCGCCCCCGAAUGCUAUCAUCUCUUCCCUCGCACCUCUCAACAUCAUCCCCAAGCUUGGAUGCCUCAAGAAGCUGCUCCUAUAUGGUUUCAAUAUCUCACAAAGAUUUUGCAACAGCCAUCGAAGCAAAGUUUGCUGCACCAGGAGCUGCCUUGCGCCGUUCUACACAUUCAACCUUCUUACCGUCCAUCCACCCUUCUAGAGUCAAACUUUUAUGCUCACAGCAUCAAAACGAAGGUUCAAACGUACCGCGUUACAAAGCUAUCUUCCCAUCCCAAGUCACGACUCAACAUGUCUCGGAAACGCUCAGCACGCGAUCCUACCACCAGCUUCCACAUGAAUACACGAAGCCGGGGUCAAACGAGCACAAUUCCUCCAAACACUUCUUCUGAAGACCCGGCAUCAUCGUCGACGUUGGCUUCAUCAUCGGAGCCAUCAAUAACACCACCAUCACCCCGCAACACUCCCAAGCGGAAACUCUCCGAAACGGAGUUCAACACUGACGGAGGCCUUCCUGAAGCCAAGCGGCCAUCACCAGAGCCAACCGCCAUCGCCCCUCCAGCUUCUACAGUACCUGUUGAAGCAGCAACUGCCGCCCUGUCCAACGUGGACAUUCCCCCUACAAACGCGGUUAUCUCCAACACAGACGUCACCACCAGGAAACAUCAAACGUCUAAUAGCGAGGAGUCGGACUCGCGCUCUCCUAAGCGCACUGCCAAUGGUGGCGCUCGCGCUCGCAAGGGCGUCCACCGGAAUGGAGCGGGAAACCGGAAGGGGAAGCAAAAAGGCAGGAGGGGACGUGGUGGUGACAGUCCGGAGCCACCGAAUCGCAAGCGUCCAUUGACUCAAGAUGAACGUGUCGAGAUCUCCAUGCUCAAAGCAAGACAGCAUGAGUUGAAGAAGUUCUUCUCUCUAGUUGGCGCUCAGCAAGUGGACAUUCUCGACCAGCUUGCUUCUCGGGAUCUUUCCAAGCUUGCGCGAAAACCAAAGGCGCAUCAGAAAGUGCCGGAAUUUGAGACCGUCAUAGAAGGUCUGAAUUCAUCCAUGGAGGAUAUUCAAGACUUGAUGAAGACACGAAAAAGAGUGCAGAUGGAACAUGAGAUGCAACGAUUGGAACAGGAGAAAGAGGUCAUUGAACAGCAAUUCAAGACACGAAUCCAAGAGGCACAUGAAGAACACCUCAAGGGCGCUGAAGGAGACAUCAUGCUCUUCGAGCGUGCCUAUCGUGAGGAUCACGACGAAACCCACACCGAGACUGGAUCCGACCUUGGUGAUUAUCUUCGCUACCAUGAACUUCCAGAGCCUGAUGCACAACCUCGAGGUUACGUCUCACAAAGAAUCAUGGACGAAAAGUCCUUCAAAUUGCAACUCGCCACAUAUGAUGAACGAGCUAGACAACAAGUCCUCGACGAAGAUAUCAUUGCACCUCUGUUGAGUGAAAUGGAGGAAAGAGACCGAGAAAACCGAGAGGAGGAAGACCGCCAGAAAUCACAGAGAUUGAGUGCUCUGACAGAUGAAGCCCUCAAGGAGCUUGAUCGUAUGACAGAACGCGAACUUUUAUCUCAAGUCCGGGUCGACUCAGAUACUAGUGGCUCCUUCAAGCUAUCUACGCUUGCGGACGUGGCAAUAUGGAGAAGACCAACUCAAACCAGUCACGGCAGUUACGGGGCACCGUCAUUUACCAUGGCAUCGAACGAUGCGUUCCCUAGGCCAUAUUCGCCUCAUCUUGGCCCUUUCCCGCCAGUCAGCCGGCCAGUACCACCACCAAAUUCAUUCAAACACAUCCUCAAUUUCGACACCCCCAGCCCUCUAACAAAUUCGGGUCCAUCGCAAGCAACCGAACCAGCCGAGAGAAAUUCGCCUCGGGUCUCUUUAAAUGGACCAGGUCAACAUAUUGCUCCAGCACCACCUAGGUCAGGUCAUCGCUUCCAAGUGUUCAGACACACUCCCAACGGACGCGCUGGGGUUUCAAGCUCUGGACAGAUGUUGGGUAGUGGACCGCAGCAAUAUAUCUUCCAACCUCCACAACAACCAGUGCAAUAUCACCCUGCUCCAGGACGAACACCUCCACCUCCGCAAUAUGGCAAUAGCUUGUCGAGUUUGCGCACUGAUCGAUCAGGGCGAUCUGGAAGAACCUUUGUCAAUCAAACUAUUGAGACACUCAAUCCUGGAACGACUGGAAAAGAUGGAAACCCUCAUCCAAAGGGUGGACAGAGAAUUCUCCUUCCCAAAAUGUGAAGACCUUUAUGGGUAGGCGAGCAAGAGGUUCUCGACAACAUGGAGCAGAUUGAUGGUAGCCCAGACAAGCAAUCCAAGAGGUCAUAUUGGCAUUUCUUGAUCUUGGGUCUUGGAAUCGAUCUUUUUGUUUUUGCAUUUUGCAUGGUAUUUGUACUCGCAGUAGUACUUACCUUAGCGAUCUUGUGUACGGAUUUAGAAGGGCAGUUCUCCUUGUGAGCCUACGAGGAGGAAACCAAAAGAACAGAUUAGAAAUUGCGAAAGAAUUGUACCAUGAGAUGCUUGAUCAGUAGACGGC